Messenger RNA from Nelumbo nucifera (sacred lotus), 775 nucleotides. Lineage: Eukaryota; Viridiplantae; Streptophyta; Magnoliopsida; Proteales; Nelumbonaceae. The record is from RefSeq and is a predicted model, not a curated record.
AUAGCAGUAAAACGACUAAAAGGCAUGACCUCCAAGGCUGAAAUGGAAUUUGCUCUAGAAGUGGAUAUGCUUGGUCGGGUGAGACACAAGAAUCUGUUGGGUCUAAGGGGAUUCUAUGCAGGUAAGAAUGAAAGGCUCAUAGUUUAUGAUUACAUCCCUAAUCAUAGCUUGGUCACCCAUCUACGUGGCCAACUCGCAGCAGAUAGUUCAUUAGAUUGGCCAAGAAGAAUGGACAUCGCCAUUGGAUCUGCAGAAGGAUUGGUGUAUUUACACCAUGAGGCCAAUCCUCAUAUCAUACACAGAGACAUUAAAGCGAGCAAUGUCCUUCUGGAUUCAAAGUUUCAAGCAAAAGUGGCUGAUUUCGGUUUCGCCAAGCUGAUACCAGAAGGAGUUACCCACUUGACAACAAGGGUGAAGGGGACUCUGGGAUAUCUGGCCCCUGAGUACGCAAUGUCUGGGAAAGUAUCUAAAAGCUGCGACGUUUACAGUUAUGGUGUCCUGUUACUUGAGAUUAUCAGUGCAAAGAAGCCUAUUGAAAAGCUCCCUGGAGGAGUCAGACGUCAUAUCCUUCAAUGGGCUAUUCCGUUAGUUGAAGAAGGAAAUUUUCAUUCUAUUGCCGAUCCAAGGCUGAAGGGAAAGUAUGAUGAUAAGCAACUCAGGACUGCAGUGAUGCUCGUUAUGGUCUGCACAGACAGAAAUCCGGAGAAGAGGCCGAGCAUGAUUGAGGUAGUGGAGUGUCUCAAGGGUGGAGGAGGAAGGAGAUGAUGAUGCUGGU